Messenger RNA from Plasmodium inui San Antonio 1, 645 nucleotides. RefSeq lists its product as hypothetical. The record is from RefSeq and is a predicted model, not a curated record. Bases 1 to 645 code for a protein of 214 amino acids. The transcript is spliced from 2 exons. Lineage: Eukaryota; Apicomplexa; Aconoidasida; Haemosporida; Plasmodiidae.
AUGGAGAACGCACAACUCCCCAUAAGACAUAAGUCCCCCAAUGAACCAAUACCAAAGCGAACAAGUACAUCUUCCCACGUGAGACUAAAUUCAGGACAAGCGCCGAAAUUUGAAUGUGAGCUAAAAAUAUGUCUUUUUAAAAAAUUAUUGACAAAUGAAAUUCGUAUUUCACUAAAUUUAAUCAGAGAUCCAAACAAUCAUAAUUUAAAUAUAAGAUUUUCAACCAAAAGGAACAAAAUCCCACUACAGAAUUUGUUCAGAAUCGACAAAUCGAAUUUGAACCCAAAUGUAUUAUUCCAUAUCAACGAAAUAAAAUUAUUCUUAAACCAUGAAAUAUGGAUAUACUCAUCACCUGGGAAAAUUCAACCCAUAAAGAUUAUAAGUGAGUUAAUGACGCCUUUGUAUUCGCGCCAAUUCUUAGGAGAAUUCCUGAGAAAAUUCUAUAGUCUCCAUUAUGAAUCGUCAGGAGUUUUAUUCAAAGGAAUCACCUGUAAAACAUAUUCCGAAGAAACGCCCAAAAAAUAUCAAUCCCUAGAAUACACAUUAACACUGCUUUACUUCCUAACCCCCCCCUGUGGGACAUAUGACGAGAACCACAUUAUCCAAAUUACUUUAAGCAGAAAUCAACCUCCAGGCAAAUCCUAA